AUGGAAACUGUUUUGGGAGUCCCAAAAUUAAAAAUAUCAACUGCGAGACCGCGAACACAGUGCGGAAUAGACAAUUCACCAAUAUCUGUAGUUUACGAAGGCUUUGGCAUAAUCGAAACAUAUCCCUGGCUGGGAACACUGGUUUAUCCUAGAGGUGACAAAUUACUAUCGAUAGCAGUGGUGUUGGUGUCAAAACAAAUGGCUGUCGGACCCGCGAUGGACAUAGAUAAAGUGCCUAAGAUCGAUUUCAGAUCGCGAUCACGAGUCAUACUGGGUACAAACUGCAGCGGUCCAGCACUUCGGGUAAUCAAUUAUUCGUUUCAUCCAGACUAUGCGAAGUCUACCUUCAGUGCACCAACCAUCAUACAAUUGGCCUUUAAUCGUAGAUUGGCAGGAUUUCGACCAAUAUGCGCACCGCCGCUCGCGUUAAAUAAUGCACAGUUCUACGCCAUGACACUCUCAAAUGAUUGCCAUAGAUCGAGAAUAAUGGUGUAUAAGAUGGCGUACGUGAAACCAGGAGAAUGUCAGGAGUUUUAUACUAAAUCUGAGUUAGACAUAGAAAGCAUUUGGCCAAGUCACGUUCUUUGCGCUAGAGCGAUGUCCGGUAAAGAGUGCAUAUGGCGUAGUGGCACUAUAUUGACUGUUCGACAAGACGGGCAAUGGAGUUUGGUUGGUAUCGGAGUAAUGGGACCAGGCUGUAAGGCACCAUCAAGAUUUAUUGACUACACUGUGUAUCAUUUAUGGGUUAGGAACAGUAUCUUAAGAAUCGGCAGACCAUCUGUUACCAAAAUAGCUGAUAACAAUAUUGUGUUAAGACGAAGUCUGUCAAGUGUACAAAGAUUCGGACCAUGUGACCCGGAAGAAACUAAAGCUGUGUUGUUCACUGAUAGAACAUCAAUAGAUCAAUAUAUUCCCAGGAAACAAAACAGAGUCAGUUAUAACUUUACAGUAUUCGCAAACGUUGACUAUUCGUGCGUUGUAUUCUACGUUCGAAACCGCACUCCAAAAAGGAAAGAAUUGCCCAAAAUAUUUCUCCGCCGCUGGUGUACUUCCGAAAGGCCAGUGUGCUACGGUAUGAGCUAUCUACAAGUGGACUUUUAUCUAGAAAUAUUCUUUAUUGAGUCAAUCGUUUAUAAUAUAAAAGUUUAUGGGAAAGAACUGAAGUUUUUGAAUAUAAAACGGACAAUGGCGUAUUUUAAUGAAAAGAAGAAAUCACCAGUCAUAGCAACUUUAACUCCUCCCACAUCGAAAUCAACGACUGUUUACUAA
Pieris rapae (cabbage white) is the source of this 1269-nucleotide messenger RNA. RefSeq lists its product as uncharacterized. NCBI's taxonomy places the organism in Eukaryota, Metazoa, Arthropoda, Insecta, Lepidoptera, Pieridae. The coding region runs from base 1 to 1269 and encodes 422 amino acids. The record is from RefSeq and is a predicted model, not a curated record. The transcript is spliced from 10 exons.